GGCCGAGACCAGGAGGGCACGUCAUCUCCAUCAAUCAGGGACUACUGUUUCUCCUCAGAGGAAUGUCCCCACGGUCCUCCGGCCGCCUGACCAUGCAUUACUUGGACGCACGAGAGGCCGGGCAUGAAGUGCAACCCCGUCCAAUGAUUAUGCAGGGGAGAGGUGAUAAUGACUUCCUAUAAAGAGUUGACGGCCGAAGGGGAGAGUAGCCCUCUGUUCACGGGCUGCCGCCGAGCAAAAGAGGUCAUAAACCGGGACCCGGGCGGCAGGACGCAUCCUGAACUCGCCAGUGGUGGGGAUGAGGAGGGUAAAUUGGAGGUGAAAGCCGCCUCGGGGAUUACAGCUCCGCGUCCCCGGUACUCGACUCUCUCCAACAGUUGCACCUUUUGGGACAACUCUCCUCCUCCGGCGUGCGAGACUCCGGAGAGCUCCGCGCCACUGGCCUGCCCCCACUCGUCCCGUGUCCCCUGGCGGUGCAGAGCGCAGGAGCAGGGCUCACCAGGACGCGGGCUCUGCGCGUCAAAUGACAACGAAACGCUACGAUCCGGUUUUAGUUCACUAGCCGAGCAAAUUCGCAUCUACUCUCGUAAUGGCCCCGACAUUCACGUCGCCACGGGGAGCUCAACCGGCUCUGACUGCAACGUGACUCGUGUGGAUGUAAGCAGCAAAACUUUUGAGUGGAUGAGAGUGAAAAGGAGUCAGCACCGGGCGGGCAGGAUUCACAUGACCUGUGGUUUCAGCGUCGUUAACUCGGGCCUCGGUGUCGACGAGGCUGGACCCGGAAGCGUCUGCGCGAGUGACCGUUCCACGGUGAACGGGCCCCCGAGGACGAGCUUCAGCACCAAGCAGCUCACCGAGCUGGAGAAAGAGUUCCAUUUCCACAAGUACCUGACGCGGGCCAGGCGCGUGGAGGUCGCCGGCGCCCUACAGCUCAGUGAGACGCAGGUGAAAGUUUGGUUUCAGAACAGACGCAUGAAGCAGAAGAAAUUACAGAGGGACGGGCUGCUCACAGGCCCGGGGACGGCGGCACCGCGCCCACGCGCCGACCCGUUGGACACCUGCCUCUCUCCCGGACGGUCCUCGUCCGAACACCUGUCCCUGAACUCCUGAACUGCGCGGGGGCCGCGUCACGCGUUACGCACGCGAGGGCGCAUGCCUGCAGAUGCUUUGAUUGCCUUUUUUGCAUCGGUUUCAAUCAGGCGUCACCUCGAUUUGCUUACCACGAUGGAUUCGCAGCGCUAAGAAGCACAAUGGCAGGUUCGUCAUGCAAGAACAGAUCAAAACAAUUUGUCAUCCUCCCUCGGCUUCCGACUUUUGCUGAUUUGAAUAUUAAAAUUCAAGUCAUUGCACCGCGCUCCUAUCUACACAAUGAAAACAAGCAAACAAAAUGAUAUUAAUUGUCCAUAGAAACUGUGGCAGACUAUUUGUUUAUUUAUUCGGAACAAAUUAUCCAGGAUUUGACUUUACGUGAAUAUAUAUUCAAGACGAAACCGCCUUUGUGUACAAUAAUAAUUAUGUGCACGUAUUGAAUGUACAUUCGAUCAUAUUCAUUCUAUUUCGAAUCAAUUUUAAUGGGAUUAUUUAAAUAAUAUACUGCUUUCUUAAUCAAUUCAAGUUGUAGCGUUAUUCGAUUUUUUUUUUGUUUCUUUAAAAAGCUGUUUGUAUCUGAAUAUUUGAAGAAAAAAGUCAAAUGAAACUGUUGUAGAACAGAAAUACCAUAAACAACCACAUCGCACAUAAUUGUCAGGCUAAUUUAGCGAAGCUUUGUGUAUUUUCCGGUUCUAAGGUUUUCGUUCACGGAAAUGAAAAUGCCACAAUUGACUGAUAUAUGUAUUGAUUACUAUUAUUAAGAAUAUCCCUACUAGUAUAUCUAUUUGAGGCAGAAAUCUUUGUGAAUUUGCUUGCUUCUGUAACUGCAUCUUAAUGGAAAGUCUAGAAAAAUCUCGGUCGGGAAUUGUUGCGUCUUUUAUUGCCGCUUUAUGCAUCAGAGAAUGAUAAUUUGGCUUGAACGCUCAUGCGGGAGAGCCGACAAUAAAACGCUGUCUGUGCUGUUUUGCAGAUCAACCAAUAAACUGUUUGGACCCAGCAGUUCCAUCUGCUAAAUAUUC
Molecule: messenger RNA, 2108 nt
Organism: Gasterosteus aculeatus aculeatus (three-spined stickleback)
Lineage: Eukaryota; Metazoa; Chordata; Actinopteri; Perciformes; Gasterosteidae
Gene: hoxc1a
Product: homeobox C1a
Biological process (GO): regulation of transcription by RNA polymerase II
Cellular component (GO): nucleus
Molecular function (GO): RNA polymerase II cis-regulatory region sequence-specific DNA binding; DNA-binding transcription factor activity, RNA polymerase II-specific
Source: RefSeq, a predicted model, not a curated record